AAAGAAAAAUAUUUUAAAAGUUUCUUUUAGAAUGUAUCCCAGUUUAAGUCAUUAAAAAAACAAACCUGCAAAAAUAAAUGCAAGAAAUAAUAAUUUGAUGUUUGUGAGAAAAUUAAAAAUUGCAUCAUUAUAAAAAUGUGUGAUAAAAAGUAGUUUUGAUAAAAAGAAUUGGAAAUUUCUAAUUAAGAAAUAUUAAAAACGUUCUAAACAGUGACAAAUUUUUCGUAUUCACUUGGGAUUUAAAGCGGAUGCUAUAUGGAUCUCAUCGUAAAGAUUCAAUUACUAAAACUAAAAAUUUUCAUCAUCGUCUCUCAAAUCUUUAUAUUAAGAAUAACAUAAAUUAUUAAUCUUCAAACUGAAUACAAUUUAAUCAUCUAACAAAAAAAAAUAACUAACAAGUACACAAAUUGUUUCAAAGUAUCUUCACUGAAAGAUGGAGAUUCUAAAUAAUCCACAAAUUCACAGCACAUUCGCGUCAUUGGGCAGGAUGGAAGGUGAUACUUAUAUUGUUAACGACGAUUGCAUAUCGAUCCUUGAAGAAAUCAGCUGCAAAUUAUCAAUGGAAGAUCAUACAUUAAGAACUUAUCGACGUGCAAUCGGCUUCGGACAAAAUGUUAAGAGGGAUAUCGUGCCACUGUUAAUCAGUGCAAAAGAUCCAGAAAUUCGUGAUAGUGCUGUACGUUUGAUGGUUAAUUUAACAGUUCCUAUUGAAUGUCUUCUUUCGGUUGAAAUCUUAUCACAAACUGAAAUUGGCCGUCAUACUAUUUAUGAACUCAAUCGACUUCUCUAUACAAUCAAAGAAGUUUUCGUUGACCUUAAAGCCACCAAAGCUAUAAUUGAAUAUAUGAAGAGUAUUCUUGAAGCUGAUCAUAAGCUCUCUGUAGCUCAAUGUGAAAGCAUAAAUAAUUGUCUUUUACUUCUACGCAACAUUCUUCACAUUCCCGAGCAUAUUCAUCAACAAAAAUCGCAUACUUCAAUGCAAAAUCAAAUUUUAUGGAAUCUCUUCACGCAAAGCAUUGACAAACUUUUGAUUCAUCUAAUGUCAUGUCCACAAAAAUCAUUUUGGGGUGUAGCAAUUGUUCAAUUGAUUGCCCUUAUGUACAAAGACCAACAUGUGGGGACAUUACAAAAGCUUCUCAAUCAUUGGUUUGAAGCAUCUCAAACAGAUAGCUCAGAUGAUAACGAAAGUAACACAUCACCUCCAAAACAAAGUAGCGGUGACUCAAGUCCAAUGCUUACAUCAGAUCCCACAUCUGAUUCAUCUGAUAAUGGCAGUGGCCAAAUGACAACCAUUUCCAGUAGUGACAAUGCUGAUAAUGUUCGAAUUGUUAGUGGAGAUUUUCAGACGAACAUCAUUCGUGGCAAGCCGAAAAUGGAGUCCAAUCAGAAAUCGAAUGAUUUUAUUUCUUGCUUUGAGAGUACAGAAUUUAAUAAUCAAGACAUUGUCAUGAAGAGUCCCGAACCAGCAUCACCAACAACAAGCAGUAGCCAAGUGUGGUCACAGAAAUCACGUAGUCAGUCUUCUCCUAGCAAUCAGAAGCAUUCCGCCAAGUCAAAGAAAUUCCAGAACAAGCAGCCCAUUCAUUCACCUCAUAACCAAUCAUCGGAGUUGUCAGAUUGCGGAUAUGCAACUCAAGUCUCACAAGGCGAUCUUCAAGGUGAAAAAAAUCGAGAGUCGAUCUCAACGUCAAGCAACGAUGAUGACUGUCCAAAUCAAAAACCAGCCCAUCAGAAGCCUCCAAGCACGAACAAAAAGCAAAGAUUCAAUGCUGCAUUGAAGCAAAGAAAUGCAACAAACCCAACAAUGCUUGCAACGUCAACCCAAGAGAAGAAAGACUCACGAAGAAAGAAGUUGGUGAAGCGCAGUAAAAGUACAAUGAUCAACAUGAAAGGUUUGAUUCAUCAUACGCCAUCCGACGAUGAUAUUUCAAAUAUUCUCAAAGAAUUUACGGUCGACUUCUUGUUGAAGGGCUACGGAUGUUUAGUUCAAGAUCUUCAUACAAAAAUCUUAACCGACUUACAAUUGUCCAUCGAUACUUCACAUUUCUUCUGGUUGGUAACUUACUUUCUAAAAUUCGCAGCACAAUUAGAACUUGAUCUUGAGCAUAUCAGCCCGGUGUUGUCUUACGAAAUUGUCAGCUAUUUGACCUUUGAAGGUGUAAGUCUAUGCGAACAACUUGAGCUUACAUCGCCUCAAAAAGGAAAUGACUUGAGACCUUAUCUAAGACGAAUUCAUCUCGUUGUGACUGCUAUUCGUGAAUUUCUUCAAGCUUUAGACGUAUACAAGCGAAGCUCUCAUUUAUCACCAGAAGACAAAGAACUCAUUCAAACACUUCAAAUACAAAUUGGGUGCACUGAAGACCUUCGUCAUAUGUUUGUGCUUUUGCUGCGCUGUUACAAUCCAAGCUUUUAUUCUCGUCAAUAUCUUCAAGACCUCAUCGUUACUAAUCAUAUUCUUUUGCUUCUUUUGGAAAAUGUUUCAAAUCUAACAGAGCAACGAUAUUCUGUUGAUAUGGUCGAGCAUAUCAAGCAGUUUGCAACUGUUGACAUCAUGCAUCAAUAUGGAACUCUACUAGAAAACUUCCAUGAUAACAGUCAGUUUGUCAAUGAUUGUAUCUUCACAAUGAUGCAUCACAUUGGAGGUGAUUUAAAUCAAGUGGCAAUUCUCUUCCAGCCGAAUAUUUUAAAGACGUUUUCAAAAAUUUGGGAAACGGAACAUGAAAUAUGCGAUGACUGGUCUGAUCUUAUUGAGUAUGUUAUUCAUAAGUUCAUCAACACCCCACCAAAGCCACAAAUGAAAAUAACAAGUCCCGUUUUAAGUGAUGGAGUUGUAAUCAAUGAUGGGUGGGCGCAAGAAGAUUUGGACACUCUCUAUUGGUAUUACACACAAGGAAAAACAUCCAAGGACGUCGUCGGAUUUAUUAUCGAUCAGAUUCAAGAAUCCGGGCAUAGGACAAAGUCACGUCAAGAAGUCAUUCUACGUUUACUACAACAAGACAUCAUUUCAGCAGAUGAAUAUGAGAAUCUUAUGAAAAGUGAAGAUUCACUUUAUAAAGCAGAAGUGAAAUCAAACAACAACGCUGAUUCACCAAAUGCUGAAUCAGGAAUUGAAAUUUCUGAUGAAUCAGAAUUGAAUGGAAUGAAUCAGCUGGACGAUAUAAAGGUCUUACGUGAUCGAUUGCUGAAGGAAAACAAGGGAAAUCUCAUCUUGUGGUUGCAAAGGGUUUUAACUGAAUGUUGCUAUGUGAAGCUUAAUUUACUUUACUCGAAUGAAAACAUCUCAAACACUUCAACAUUUUCCACAAUUAUGGAGCCAAUACCAAGGCAUUGCAUACUAAACAAGCAGUCGAUUCCUUUGGUUCCAUUCAAUUCUGAACAGAAUAAAAUUCUUGUCUACCAACCCUUCGUGUUGUUACUCCACAAAUUAGGUUUUCAUCUUCCUGCUGAUGCCAAUAAACUUUUUGUGAGAAUUCCAGAAUUUUGGACAUCGGAAAUUUUAUUAGCAGUCGCUGAAAAACUCGGCCCGAUUCCCAGAAGCAUCUUAAAAUUCGAUAUUAAUCGAGUUAAAAAACUUCAAGAAGUUAAUAAUAAAAUGAAUUCAGCAGAAGAUUCAAAUCAACUGCCAAGAAUCUCACAAAUCGACAUUUCAGACUCAAACUCGAAGGAAAGCUUCACUGCAAACCAGGAUGCACCUCCAAACAGUCCAAAUUGGCUUCAAAUGGUCAUGCAAAGCAAAACUGCUGUCAGUAAAAGAAAUGUUUCUUGACACAUAACGCAAGCUGUGCAAGCUGCAAUAACAACGAAACCAUCAGAUCUUUUAAUUUUAUCAAAAGCACACACUUUCCUACAACUUUCAUCUCCAACUAAAAGCGAUAGUCACAUGUUGCGUCCAAAAAAUGAUUUAAAUGUGAUUGUCGAGUCAGCGAGUUAUGGAAAAUGUUUUGAAAACCCUGAGAAUGAUAUCAAUGAAUCUUUUGAAAUCAAUUCUGCGACAUCGAGUUUAAUUCAAAUGUAUGUUAGCGAUGAAGAGGAUAAACAUGAAAUUAGUUCAGUGUCUACUCUGUAAACCUCACCAAUUCCUUAGCAAAGUAUUCAGGGAAUAAUCCCUAAAAUCAUUCAGUGCCACCUGCCACUUAAAUGUUUAAAAUUUCUUUACAUUAAUCAAGAAAUUAAUUAAUAAACAAUUAAAAAAAUCAUUUAUGUUAAGAAAUAACAUUAGAAUCAAUGUUGUACAAUCAAAUGAAAGGAGAAAUGUGCAAGUAAGCAGGGUUUUGGAGUGACAACUACUCCGGGCUGUGUUUCCAGUAUUGUUAGAUUAUGUUAGCCUUCUUCGAGAUAAUGAAAGUUAUUUCUCUCUAAUAAAUGAUUUCCGAUUGAAAUUUCUUCAACAUUAAGGAAUAAAUCGUCAUUAAAUUAAGGGUUGCAGUUGAAAGUUUUCAUUGAAUUUUGAGAUAUUUUAACACCAGUUCAGAUUUUUGAGUAGGUAAUCAAUUGAAAUGUAUUUUUUUAAAAAUGUUUAAAAGUUUUGAAUAAAAUUGUAAUGGUAAUUG
Messenger RNA from Clunio marinus, 4550 nucleotides. The record is from the annotation of a GenBank genome assembly. Lineage: Eukaryota; Metazoa; Arthropoda; Insecta; Diptera; Chironomidae.